Erinaceus europaeus (western European hedgehog) is the source of this 2810-nucleotide messenger RNA. It is a transcript of the gene MBD1, whose product is annotated as methyl-CpG binding domain protein 1. The transcript has 17 exons. NCBI's taxonomy places the organism in Eukaryota, Metazoa, Chordata, Mammalia, Eulipotyphla, Erinaceidae. The record is from RefSeq and is a predicted model, not a curated record. Bases 134 to 2191 code for a protein of 685 amino acids. Gene Ontology annotation, molecular function: zinc ion binding; DNA binding.
AGUAACGAACGGCUGCGGCCGAGACAGCUAAGGCUCAGGAGGAAGCUCCUACGGAGGAGGAAGAAGGCGAGCUGGGCAAGGCGGGAGGCGGGAGUCGCCAGUGGGACCCUCGCCAUGGGUCCCCGGACCUAGAAUGGCGGAAGCUUCCGGCCCGGAGCCGAGCUGGCCCUUGCUCCUCCCUGUGGCUCCCAUGGCUGAGGACUGGCUGGACUGCCCGGCCCUGGGCCCUGGCUGGAAGCGCCGUGAGGUCUUUCGCAAGUCAGGUGUCACCUGUGGACGCUCAGACACCUACUACCAGAGCCCCACAGGAGACAGGAUCCGAAGCAAAGUUGAGCUGACUCGAUACCUGGGCCCUGCCUGUGACCUCACCCUCUUCGACUUCAAGCAAGGUGUCUUGUGCUAUCCAACCCCCAAGACCCAUCCCGUGACUGUUCCUAGCAAGAAGCGAAAGAAGCCUUCAAAACCAGCCAAGGAUAAGAAACGCCAGGUUGCACCCCAGAAGAAUGAGGUCCGGAAAGAGACCCCAAAGAAUGAGACCAAGACUGCCACUGCUGCAUCGCCACCUUCACUCCCUGCACCUGGGUGCUGUGAGAACUGUGGAAUCAGCUUCUCAGGGGAUGGUACCCGAAGGCAGAGGCUCAAAACAUUGUGCAAGGACUGUCGAGCACAGAGAAUUGCUUUCAACCGAGAGCAGAGGAAGUUUAAGCGUGAGGGCUGUGGGGAGUGCACUGCCUGCCAGGUAACUGAGGACUGUGGGACCUGCACCACCUGCCUUCUGCAGCUGCCCCGUGAUGUCGCCUCGGGGCUGUUCUGCAAGUGUGAGCAGAGACGGUGCCUCCGGAUUGUAGAAAGGAGCCGAGGGUGUGGAGUGUGCCGUGGCUGUCAGACUCGAGAGGACUGUGGGCGCUGCCGAAUCUGCCUUCGCCCUCCCCGCCCUGAUCUCAGGCGCCAGUGGAAGUGUGUCCAACGGCGUUGCCUGCGGCACCUUGCCCGCCGCCUCCGUCGCCACCAUCAGCGUCAGCGGCGCCCUCCAUUAACUGUGGCUCCCCCUGCUAGCAAGCAUGGCCGUCGCAGGGGAGGCUGUGACCCCAAGAUGACUACUCGGCAGCGUUCCCCUCGAGCCCAGCCACUGCCACCACCUCCCCCACCGCAGCCUCCGGAGUCCCCAGAGCUGCACCCCAGAGCCCUGAGCCCCUCGUCACCUGCCGAGUUCAUCUAUUACUGUGUAGACGAGGACGAGCUACAGCCUUACACUAAUAAUCGUCGCCAGAACCGAAAGUGUGGGACCUGCGCGGCCUGCUUACGGCGGAUGGACUGUGGCCACUGCGACUUCUGCUGCGACAAACCCAAAUUCGGGGGCAGCAACCAGAAGCGCCAGAAAUGUCGCUGGCGCCAAUGCCUGCAGUUUGCCAUGAAGCGACUGCUGCCAAGUGUCUGGGCAGAGCCUGAGGAAGGGCCUGAGUCGCCCCCACCCAAUCCUCGUCGAAAGAGGCCCAGCUCUACUCGACGGCCCCGAGUGGUAACAACGAAGCCACCCUUGGUCACACCAGCAAGCCAAGAACACUGUGCACAGACUCCAAUGAAGCAAGAGGCUGGCAGUAGCUUUGUGCUUCCCCCACCUGGCACAGACCUUGUGUUCUUACGGGAGGGGGCAAGCAGUCCUGUGCAGGUGCCUGGCCCGGCCCCAGCUGCCACAGAAACCCUGUUGCAGGUGAAACAAGAGAAAAUGGACACCCCGGAGGACUGGACCCCAGGCACAGCCAUCCUGACUUCUCCUGUGUCUCUGCCUGGCUGCCCCAGCAAGGCAGUAGACCCAGACCUGCCACCUGUGAAGCAGGAGCCACCAGACCCUGAGGAGAACAAGGAAGAGGAGCACAAGACUCACCCUAUUUGCUACUCGGCCCCAGAUGAGGAGGCAGGAGGGGCUGGCACACCUGUGAUCACGGAGAUUUUCAGCCUGGGUGGAACCCGCCUCCGGGACACAGCAGUCUGGUUGCCAAGUCUGCAGGGCAGGCAAUCGAGAAAGGAAGCUGGACGUAAAGUGUGGAAGACCAAGAACACUUUGGCGCCCACGAGCACGAGCUGGAAACCGCAAGGGUGGCGUGGAACCCAUGCCGGUCUCUCACCACCUCCAACUCCGAUAAUGUGGGUGUCCUGCAGAAGAAGCUGGUGCCCCUCCUCACAGAGUUAAAUAUGCAUCUGACCCAGAAAUUAGAAAAGUGGAAGGAAGACCCUGGGGAAGGUGGAGCAGCUGCAGGUCUGGUUGCAGGCCAGACUGCUGCCCACACCAAGGAGGUGAGCCAGCAGAUAAAUGACAACGCGUGUGAACUGCAACAGUGCCUGGUGCCCUGGCACCAACCCUCUUGAGUGUAGAACAGUAUGCUGCUGCUUCGCCUCACCUCUGCCCUCCAGUUAUGUAAAACGUGUCUCACUCUAACCUGAAGUUUUGGGGAUGGGAGUUCUGGGAAGCAUAGCCUAGUCAAGGUGACACUUGACAAAGCCACUCUGCCGUGAAUCUGCUCCCAAGGGCCGCACUACUCAACUGAGGAUAAAUGAUAAAGCUGCAUUUGCUGAAAAUGCAAAACUGAAGACCAUGGAUUUCAUGGUGAUCCCAGCAAGCACAGAAAAUCUGUCAAGCCCACCUGGGGUGGGGGGGGAGGAAGACACUUGCUGGUCUUGGCUAUUUUUAUGUCCCUCGUCAAGUAUUGAGAACCUGACCCAUGGUAGACACUGUACUUAGUACUGGGAUACAGGAAUGAAAAAGAUAUAGUCCAUGAAAUUUUAUUAAAUGCAUUAUUGUGUAUUACAAA